GAAAUGUCGGAAGAAUUGCUGAGUACUAGACCCAGUAAAAGGGAUUAUAAUGAUAUUGAAGAACCAGAAGACUCACACGUGACGGUGCACUCAGUUGAACAGGAUUCACAGCAUUCUGGUGAAGAAUCCUCAACUGUAGACGCAUUGCAGGAAACUGAGGGUGAUGUUGACGUAAUAGGAGAAGAUGAGGACGAACACGAUAUUCCCGUAAUGCCAACUGUCACAUCAAGUGGUGAAGUUCUUGAUGAAAGCCAAGUCACUCCAACUAAACAAGCUUCGUCGUCACAACCAAGAGAAGAAAUUAUCCACGGCAAAGGCGAAAGUGUCUACUCCAGUUUUCCGUGCCAAGUUAUUCCGGAGACUUUAAGCCGAAUGACACGAACUCCGCCAGAUGGAGAGCAUUUAGAAGUGUACCGGAUGUCAAAUGGGAGACUGAGAAUAUAUGUUGUUGAUCAUUUCAAGAAGUUUUCUCCAUACUCCAAUUUGACUCAUAAGCCAUGUACAGUUUGUAAUCGAGUAAUGAAAUCGGGAGAGAUGCAUCUAAACUUCCCAGCAGACUUGGAUAGGCGCAGAAUUUGGGCAAAUUUGCUUGGAUUCAAAUACAAAGAUAUUCUUCGCAGUAAAAUGGGUCCUGUAUCGUUUUCAAUUGCUGCCGGUCCAAUUUGUACUGAGCACUUCGCCGAGGAGUGCUUCAGGAAUCACAAUUUCAACAAAUCUGCCAUCGAAGCUUUUGGAGUUCCUGUUGCUAUUUCACCAGACGUUAAGACGACACCGAGUAAAAAAAGUUCCAGAGUGCCAUGGGUCUGUACCGUAUGUGAGUUCCACUCGUGCAGUGUUGUCGAGCUUCAGACACAUCUUCUCAAUCACACGGAGGAAAUGCUCAAGAAAAAAGAUAAUGUUUUGGAUGUCCCAGAAGCUGGCUUCAUGUGCCCAUUCUGUAGAAAAUGCACAUAUGGUUACAAGACAAUAUCUGGAUAUCGUCGUCACUUGAAUGCUGGCCCCAUUCAUCAUUGUCAUCUUCGUAGAAUAUAUGAAUUCGCUAAAAUGAACUGCCGCGCUACUGAGUUGGAUCCAGCGGAAAGCUGGGAUAACUGGACUCGUCGCAACGUUUAUGUGGCAUAUCACGGCUGUGAACCACCAGCAAAUGAAAUCGUACUCACACCUUCACCAACGAAAAAAGCCUACGUGCAAAAUCCAGAAGAGCGUACGAAAAUGGUUCACGAUGAAGAGAAGAGAAAGAAGGCAGUGAGGACAUUAUCGUUUGUUGGAAAAGAAGGUGGUACAAGUGUGAAUGAUCUGAACGUAAUGCAGCGACAAGUGUUUCUGCAAUUGAGAAGAGAAGCAGAGAUUAAUACAAAAGCAGAAGAAUCGGCUCAAGGAACGAAGGAGCAAGAGAGCAGUCAGAAAAAACAUGCAGAAGAAGAGUCAGACGAUGUUUCUGAACUAACUUCCCAUCAGUCUCCACAAGCUCCAAUGGGAUCUGGUGAACGACGUAAAGCAACACGUCUCGCAACUUCCGCUACAAAUUCACCAAUCAAGAAGGUGGCAAAACACGAAGUUCCUGCUACAGCUCCAUCAACUCCAGCUAAGAAACGGAAAAUUUCACACGAAGAAGAACACGAUCCAACUCCUGAAAGUGUAGAGAGAGAACCAACAGUUUCACCAAAUGAUCCACGUGAACGUCUUCGUUUGAAGGAACGAGAUGAACAAUUUGCCAAAAUGGUUCAGAAAAGAUCUCAGCAAGUUAAGCGAUUGAUCAAUGCCAAACAAUUCAAGAAACAAGAAGCAGCAACGAAGAAGCCGAGAAAGGCCUUGGCUUAUAAUUUGGCCAAAGGGAUCGCUGCUACUUCUUCGACGGAGCCAGAAGACAAAGUGACAUCUUCGGAGCAGACACCAGAACCGACAACAAGUCAAAAAUUUAUCGCCAGAAAUACACGAUCGAAAACUAAGGAGAGUGCUGUUCAAAAAGUUGAAAAACCAGCAACUCCUGUCGCAAAACCGGCACCAGUAGAAAAAGAGCCGGAAGAACGCCCUCUAAAAUCAAUGCUCGCGAGAUCUUUUGUUGCUGGAGUUCGUCCUUCGAUGGCUAAAUAUCAGAUUCCAUUAGAAUCGUUCACAGCUACUGCAUCACUUGGUGGAGGACGUUCAUUAUCUUCUGGAGUCAUAUCAAGACCACCAACUUCAUCCUCUCCUGGCGGGAUCUUUUCUCAAAGAGUUAUGGGAGCUGUUGCACAAGAAAAAGGGCCUGCUAAGAGACCGAGUGUGCUCUCCCGAAGACCACUGAUCCUUUCACCACGAAAAAAAACAUCAACUCCACGACCAACACUCUCCCAUCACGAGUCAUCGCCAAACUUCUCAGCAUCUUCUCCGGUGGUUGUUUCUGAUGAGUAUCUGAUUCCAGCAACGGAUAUGGAAGUUGAAAUGGUCGAAGAAGUCAUUGAUUCUAUGGGAAACUCAUCGUCUGAAGAUGUUGCCACUUCUUCAACAUCUUCCGAGAGGCAACCGAUGCUUACGCUGGCAGAGGCUCUUGAGAUGGAUGGUUCAAGUGGAACAGUUAAAGAUCAAGAUAUGGAAGAAAUCUCAAAAGAAAUGAUGAAAGAUGCUCAUUACUACAGAGCAAUGGAAGACGCUAUCAAAUGUCGCACCGUGACGAAAAUGCGCGCUGACAUGAGACUUUCCCGUCAUUGCAUCCGGCAAAUUGAAGCUGCGAGAGCCAGAGCUCGUCUGUUUGGCGAAAGGACUGAAGAUUAUCAAAUUUUCUACUCUAACGAUGGAGCACAAGUGCUCACCAAAAAAGAUCCAAAAUGGCGUGAACUUCAACAACAACAACAACAACAACAACAGCAGCAAGAACAAUUUCCAGGACAAGGAUCAUCGGAUUCUCAACAAUAAUUAUUUUUAAUUAUCAAAGAAAGUGCCUCAAAAUUCAAGAUUCAAAAGUCAAUUGUCCUUUCGAGGAUCGCCCCACAUUUCUUUCAUGUGAACUAUCUCUGUUUUAUAUCCACAGAAGUUAUCCCAUUUUACUUUCAUUCGAAAUUCUUGAAAUCUGAUAAAAACUCCGACUAGGAUAGAUUUUCGUCUAGAUUUUUAGGAUUUUCACAUUUACUUUUUUCCCAUUUUUUACCCCCCCUCCCCCCUAUAAUUUACUUUCCAAAAUUAAUAGUUUGUUUUACUUUCCAUAAGCCCCCGCCCCCUCCCCAAAAACCACACUUUUUCUAUCAUAAAUUAAUCUGAAUUAUUCACAAAAAAUGAGCCAAAGUCUAUUUAAACGUUUCCCUAGUUUUCAAUUACAUUCAAGUUUGAAAGAUAUGUGCGUUUGUGUGCCAAAUAUGACUAAAAGUCAAUAAAUAAAUGAUUUUGCUUGGU
Caenorhabditis elegans is the source of this 3366-nucleotide messenger RNA. It is a transcript of the gene lin-36, whose product is annotated as Protein lin-36. The record is from RefSeq and is marked reviewed. The coding region runs from base 4 to 2892 and encodes 962 amino acids. Gene Ontology annotation, cellular component: nucleus. NCBI's taxonomy places the organism in Eukaryota, Metazoa, Nematoda, Chromadorea, Rhabditida, Rhabditidae. The transcript is spliced from 10 exons.